This is a messenger RNA of Hymenoscyphus albidus, 5244 nucleotides long. The record is from the annotation of a GenBank genome assembly. NCBI's taxonomy places the organism in Eukaryota, Fungi, Ascomycota, Leotiomycetes, Helotiales, Helotiaceae.
CAGCUAUCAACGCAAAUCAAAUUGCUCAAAAAUCAAGACUUAUUCUGCAAGAUAUUAGAUCCCUCACGGUGAUAUCAUCACAGCACUGACUUCGACGUCCCCAGCCUCAGAAUCCCCUUCCAUCGCGCGCACUCGAAGACCCCACCACACCCUCCUCUCCUUUUGCGACAACCCACUCAACGACUGGCAGACAGCCUUUCGACCAUCUUCCUUUUCUUUUCGUUUCUCCCAGGAGUCUUCCUGUCCUUCAAAUCACCUUUAAAUACGCCGUGUCCCCCUGAGGCCACAGCGAGGUGUUAUUUGAAGUGCCCGGAAGGUUCUCCUCCAUUCGCCACCUUUGCGACACAUGAGCUAUCUUCUCUGGAAAUAUUUCCACGAUGACGAAAUCGAACGGUUUCGGAAAUUAUUGGCACACGGUCACAACAAUCUACCCAAGAAUCAUGGUGGCGGGUCGGCAGCAGUUGGGUUGGGGUUAACAGGAAGUCCAAAUGGUGCAUACUCAACCUCUCCUCGAGUAGUGAAGAACAACAGGAAGGCCUCAGCCCAGGGCGGAAAUGCAGGAAAGGGAGCAAACCAACCCCUCAACCGAUCCGACGUCAAUAGUAGAGAUUAUGCCGGCAUAACGCUCCUCGGCCGAAUAGCUUCGUCGAAGUCCGAGGGAGCAGUCGAGUUUGGGCUAGCUUUGAUCGAACACCCAGCCAUCGAUUUAUACGCUCAGGACACGGAGAAUGGCUGGACGGCUCUACAUAGAGCUUUGUAUUUUGGAAACAUUACUCUGGCCAGAGCCAUUAUAGAAAAGGAUAGCCAGAAUCCAAGUGGCUUGGAAAGCUCGGUUCAACGUGGUCCAUUAUCUGUGAUAAAGGUAAAAGAUCAUGAAGGAAACAGCCCCUUCGAUGUUUACAAUGCAACAAUUGCCAAGCAAAGUCUUCAACGUGGAAACUUGUCCGCAGAUUAUGAUGAUGAUUCGCAGGAUGAAGAGGAAUCUGAGGACUUGAAAUCUGGCGAAGACCGGCACGCCAAUUUCCCUCUUGAUGGCGAUGAGGUGUUUGCUUGGGGAAGCAGCAAGAACUAUAACCUUGGUCUUGGUGAUAACGAUAACCGGCAGUAUCCGGAAAGGGUCUCGUUAAAACGUCCUGAUCAUCUUCUCUUUCGCUUUUUCAGAGAGUAUCUAGAAACGAUUCGAGACACCCAGGAUGCCCUCUACAACCGCUUGGCUAGUGUCAAUCCCAGAUCCGUCGAUGACCUUCCUACUCUCAUAGCUAAUCGACCUAUUGUUAUACGGGAUGUGGCACUUUCUAAAAUGCACAGUGCUAUUCUGACCGAGGACCCGGAGAGCAACUUGUUUAUGUGUGGCUUUGGCCAGGGAGGUCGACUUGGAACUGGUGACGAGAUUACUAGAUUCUCUUACGUAUGCGUCGAAGAUGGAUUCUCUGGAAAGAAGAUUGUUCAGGUUGCUUUGGGAAACAACCACUCUCUGGCUAUAGAUUCGUCGGGCAACGUCUUUGCGUGGGGCCAGAAUACCAAUGGUGUUUUGGGAUACUCUUUACCACGUCCCACUCUAAAAGACGAGGACCCUAUCAGUGCCACCCCUCGCCAGAUAUUUGGUCCAUUGAAAAAAGAGAUAACAGUUGGCGUAGCUGCAUCUGCCAUCCAUUCAGUCGCCUAUACUUCAACUUCCUUGUUCACUUGGGGUCGGAACGAAGGUCAACUGGGUCUUAUGGAUUCCGACUCUCGAAGCCUUGAGGUACAAGUAGUUCCACGUAGGGUUGCGCCAUCUCUUUUCAAAGCCCCAAUCGCCAUGGUUUCAGCAAUCAACAGGGCUACAAUUGUACUCCUCGAAAACCAUAGCGUUUGCGUGUUUGCAAAUUAUGGCUACAAAUUCCUUAAAUUUCCUCCCAAUGAGGUCUUCAAUAACUACGGCAUCCAAUCCAAUACUCUAACAACCCGGUACGAUACGCGAGCUGACAAUAUUACCAGCAUCACAGCCGCUGGUGAUACAAUUGCCGCCUACUCUACAGAGAGUUUGUUUACGGUCAAUGUUGGUGCUGUUGAUGCAAACUCUACCACGAGCACCACUAAUCCUUCAAAGAUAAGAGACUCAUUACCCGACCCACAACGAGUGUGGUCUUUGCGUAAAGGCCAUUGGGAUGGUAUAAAAUCCGCGUCUGUCACUGAGGACGGUUCCGUCAUUGUGUGUACCCAAGCGGGAGCAGUCUGGAGACGAGUGAAACGCACAAAAGUCAAGAAUGCCUUUGCUGGGACGGAAACCUUUCAUCGCAAAGAUUUCAAGUUUCAAAGAGUUCCGGGUCUCGCAAAUGUUGCUGCUGUAAGAAGCACGGCUUUUGGAGUGUAUGCUGCAAUUCGAAAGGAUUGUGAUGUUACCAAAACGCAAAUUAGUGUCAACGACCAGACUUUGUGGGAAGAUUUGAAGCCACUACUUAGUUUGCGUGAUCUCGAAGCUCCUGAGCCUUUAAGCGGUGUCGAUACAGUUUCUCCACGUUUCUGGGCACCGGCGCUACCAAAGGAUCUUUUAGAGCCUUUGAAAAGUGCUGUUUUGACGUCUGAGGAUCUCGAGGUCGACGUAAGGUAUGUGUGACGUUUUUCUAGUUACGUCUUGAUUCAGUUUUGAGCGUGGAUUCUCAAUAUAUUGCCGGGCGUGCUCUAAAGAGUUUGAUGAUGCUUGAUCCAGAUUGCAUCAAGUGAUGAGUGUCUAUGGCGCUUCAAACCAACCUAUUUUAUGCCGAUUGAAGUUUCAAUACGCAUCAGGAGGUCUGAAUUUGGGUUUGCAUGUUUACCGAAUUAUCUACUAACCUUUAAUUGUGAAGUCGGCAUUUGAUUGGGCAUACCGGUGGAUAUGACAUGGACAUUGCCACCACAACUUCCGAGAUAUCGAUCCCCACGCAUGGAUUCAUUUUGGGGCGAAGCUCAGUGCUUCGAAUUGCUCUCAGAAUUUUUCGCAAUAACGGACAAGCAAGUGUUCCGGAUAUUCUCGUUAUACAGCCAGCGUUGAUUGGCGAACGACCAAGGAUAGUUUUUCAAGGUCUGGACUUCAUCUCGAUUGCUAUUUUGGUGGUAUACCUGUAUAGCGACACAGUUAUCGAUAUUUGGAACUAUACCCGCCACCUCCCGAAAAUGGCUUUCAGAUACAGACAAAUUCGCAUCGAACUCAUGAAAACUGCAGCUCAUCUCAAAACAACCAAACUUGAAUCGUCGGUUCGUCUCAUGACGACGCCGGAACGUCGAAUGGAUCUUGAUUUGGGCCUUGCUUUUGAUGAUCCAAGGUUCUUUGACGAUGCAGACACUAUUAUUGAACUGGACGAUGCUGAAAUGGCUGCCCAUAGCCCUCUGCUAUGUCGAAGAUGUCCCUUUUUCGAUGGACUAUUCAACGGUCGUGCAGGUGGACAGUGGCUUGCUAGUCGACGAGAGGAUAAUUCAAAUAUUGUUAGGGUCGAUUUGAAACAUAUCGAUCCCAAAGCAUUCCGACUUGUGCUACGCCAUCUCUAUACUGAUAUUGGAACGGAACUGUUUGACCACGUCGUUUCCAGUGAUCUUGAUGAGUUCUCUGACCUUGUCAUGGACGUUAUGGCUACAGCAAAUGAGCUCAUGAUUGACCGAUUAUCUCAAAUUUGCCAGGAGGUACUUGGUCGGUUUGGUAAGUAACACGCUUCCCGUUCUAAAUUUUCACUAAUCUUGUACGCAGUCAAUGUUCGAAAUGUGUGCUAUUUGUUGAACUCCGUGGCUUUUUGUUCCGUGGCUGAAUUCAAAGACUCAGCACUCGAAUAUAUAUGUUUGCAACUGGAAUCUCUCCUGGAGAACCACUGGUUGAACGAACUUGACGAAGAGCUGCUUGAGGAACUAGAUGAUGUAGUUCGGAAGAAUCAAUUAGCCUGCCUGAAGUAUGCUAAGAGUGGGACUUUUGAGCUCAUGCUACAUGAACGGAAUCUUGACCUAGUAGUCGAUAUUGAAGAGGAACGGCAGCGCAGGAUUCGAGACAUGGCUUUCCGAGCAAGUCUCAAAAACGAUGACAAUCGACUUUCCUCGUCAAUGCGGGCAGGGCGUAUUGGAAGUCUGGAUGAUUCUGUCGUAGGAUCACCCAGUCAGGAAAAGAAGCAAAGAAAGGCAAAGACGACCAGAAAUGAGCCGUUUAGUCCAACCAUUCGACCCAAAGACUCUACUCAAGAUCUCAUGUUUGACAUGGAGGAUGACGAGCUCUUACCGUCUGCUCUACCCAAAAUACCGACUUCAACAGACUCAGGUAAUGCCGACAACCACGAUGGUCCUUGGGAAGGUCGCGAGCCAAGAUCACUCGCGGAAAAGGAGCAACUAUCCUACGACCAUUUGGCGUCUCCAAGUUUGGGUGACAAAGAGAACAAGAAAUCGCCGUCGCCCGCAGCGACCAAAAGCUGGUCAUCGCCGCCAUUGCCAUCCUCAAAACUCGGACUGAAAGAGAUUAUGGCACAAGCAUCCUCCACUCGUACCUCCAAUCUUUCAAUGAGUCUUUCUAUUCAAAAAGCACGAGAAGAUUCAAUCAAGAAGGAGAGCCUCUCGAAGCUUUCACAAAGGGAAAAAAAGCAAAUACAGAAAGCGCAGCAAGAAGCUAUUGCCCAACCUCUGAUAAUUGUGGGAAAGGUUGGCGAGAAGCCGUCUUCGCCUUGGCAGGUCGCUGCCAGAGGACCAAAGACAUCUCUGAAAGAUGUUCUCAGUGGAGAGCCAACUUCCUCCUACCUUAUCGCACCAAGUCCAAAGUCUCUCGCCUCCCCCACCCCGUCUAGAGAAAUAAGACGAACCGCAUCACCUGACACGAGGUUCCCAGGACAACAGAGGAGCGUCAGUUUUAGUACACUAACCAAACACUCUCCCGUCCCUGGACCCUCAACUCAAACGUACAAAAAGCCCGAACCACCACGUCCUCUCGUUCCGCACUCGAAAUCUUACAAGACGCCCACCCCACAAGCCGAGCCUGCUCUCCAGCUGUCCAUGUCCGAUAUCAUCGGCCAGCAGCGAAGGGAACAGGAAGUCAUCAAGGAAUCCGUGGCCAAGAGGAGUCUGCAGGAGAUCCAGGAGGAGCAGGCGUUCCAAGAGUGGUGGGAUCAGGAGUCGAAGAGAGCCCAGGAGUUGGAGGCUGCUAGGGUGGCGAAAGCUGGUGGUUCUUCGACUGGAACUGGGUCUGGAACUGGGUCUAGGAGGGGUGGGAAAGGGAAAGGGGGGAGAGGGAGAGGUGAUGGUGGGGGAGGAAGAGGUGAU